This is a messenger RNA of Xiphophorus couchianus (Monterrey platyfish), 6303 nucleotides long. It is a transcript of the gene neto2b, whose product is annotated as neuropilin (NRP) and tolloid (TLL)-like 2b. Lineage: Eukaryota; Metazoa; Chordata; Actinopteri; Cyprinodontiformes; Poeciliidae. The transcript has 12 exons. Gene Ontology annotation, cellular component: postsynaptic density. Gene Ontology annotation, molecular function: ionotropic glutamate receptor binding. The record is from RefSeq and is a predicted model, not a curated record. The coding region runs from base 3808 to 5478 and encodes 556 amino acids.
AUAAAUAAAUAAAAAUAAAUGUAAAAUGUAUUAAAAUUUUAAUUUAAUAAAGAAAUUUUAUCAAUUUGGGUUUUUUAUUAUUAAAUUGACAAUAUACAAGGUUUCUGCAAGAUCUUAAAAUACCUCAUUUAUUUAUUUUACAUUAAAAACCAAAGUGCUGCAGACUUAAUCCCCAAGUCUCCAGCAGUUCUGUAUCAGAUUUUCACUUUCUGUCACUCUGCACACAGGGCUGCCAUCUUGUACUUGGCCCUUUUAAUUAUCUCUCUUAAGCUCCGACGCCAAGUGCUUAGACCUUGAUUGCAAAGAGCAGCUUUGUAUAUUUGACUAAAUUAAAAAACGGAAAAAGAAGGGUGAGAAAAAAAAAAAAGAAAUCACAAGUCAGCCAGCGUGUUACAUGCAACAAUGCAAUUUCCCCUAAAGCUUUCGAGUCUAGUGCUUUUUAGGAACAACAAAUAAUCAGUGGCUUUAACUGGUAAAUACAACUGGAACAAAAAUCCUCCGAAUCUCUCACGACAUCUGUGUUAUUAUUUACCGCAGAUAGCUCUUACCAACUGAACCACAGAUCACGGAUGACUAUUUACCAGAGUAGAUAUGCUAGACAUGUGCAAAGCUGCAUUCAGUUGAUAAACAAAAAGCAAACAAACACCUUCUAUUAAAACAAUAAAAAUAAAACAUCAAAUCUAAUACUGAAAAGAUUGACACUAAUGUCUCAUAUAUUUCACUGCUCGGUUAAGCACAAAGCAAAAUAAAUAUCAAUACAUUAAAAAAAAUCCAUCUGUGCAGAACUGAGUUUAGCAUGGGACUCAUCCUCCCCCAGGCUUCCUGCCACAUCCAAAGAUCAGGCUGUAAGAAGAUUUCUGUGCACUAAUGGCAUAAAUCUUGUCACUGCUUUUCUUGCAUGCUGAAUUUCAGCUCAAACAUGACCAAAAAGUCUUAAAGUUACUUAUAUAAGAGCAUCAGUAUGACGGUUUUCUUUAUUACACAUCUUAUGUUACUGUCACAAUGUUUAAGAACUGAAAUGAAACUCAAAAAGUUAAACAUGUAACUAUGUAAACAUUUAUAUGUUAAUAUGUUUGUUUUUUUUGACUGGAAAUUAUAAGUUUAUUAGCAGAGUUCAGGCAAACAUUUUACCUUCUCCAUUCUGAAUCUAAUCUGGGCUUCUGAUACCUUGAUCUUAAAGUUAUUGCAACAGAAUUAUCUCUUCUGUGAGUGAGUGUCAUUAUCAUUGCCCAUCUGUCUCAGAAAACUAGAAAAUCGGAAAGCCACAUUGCGAUUGGCCAUAUGGUGCAGAAGAGCACCGGCUUAGAAAGAGUUUGAUUCAUUUAAGGUUUUCCAGCUGGCACAGAUAAAAAAAUCAUUUUAUCUGUGCCAGUAUAUAUGUAUAAAAUCCAAAAUCAUAUUAUUGGAUGUUGGUGCUAGUAUAAAGACAAAAUAUUACAAAGACAACAGGACAAAUCACUUAACACCUACAUAAGGAAAGGGACUUUUUUUUUUUUUACCUAUUUAGUUGUGAAAGUUGCGUCUUGAAGUAAACCUGUACAUGUUUUAAUGCAACUUUAAAAAAAUAUUCCAUCCUUUGUCUUGUCUUUUUGUAUAUUUUCUCUUUUUCUGACCAUUGGAAAAUUCCUGUAGAUUAUCAGUUUCCCAAACAUUUAGAUUAGUUCAAAGUCACUUAAAUCUCCUUUCUUCCUCAUGAAAAUGCUCAGUUUGAACUUCAUCAAAUAUAUUAUAUACCUGAAAGGAUUUUGUUGCUGAUUGGUUGAAAUUGAACAAGUGUACCAAAUAAAGUGGCCAAUAAGUGUAGGAUGUUUUUUCUAGGUAGAACAAAUAGCUCAACCCCUGAAACUGGAAUUGAGCAUAAACAGAUCCGAAAAAGAAACGUUGUCAAUUUAAAGACACAAGCAUGGGAUUACAGAUAAGUCAGGGGGCUGUAAUCUCAAAUAUCUAUGAAAAAGAAAACUUUAUCCCACCAGUGAUUUUACUUAAAAGUCCUUGUCAAAGCUUAUACCACAAGGUUCUCUUUCUGAUAUUUGUCUAAUGGGGUCAGUUUGUUGUAUAACUUUUUCUAAUCUGUUGUGUUGUGAGGGAAAAAAAAGUUCAAAAUGAGUCCCUUGUGUAGCUUUACGACACAUCUGUAAAAAUCAGUGUGGUUGAUAGAUUGUAUAAGAUGGCUGGAGGGCUCGCAUUUGUUUUAUGAGGUCAGUUAUUUCCUGUCUUGUUUAAUCUAUUGUCAUACGGGCCGGAGAUAAGAACAGAGUUUAGCAGCAGCUCGUCCUGCCUCAUGAUAUGUCUGCAUCUGUCUAAGAAUCGGAUAUUUGUGUUAACUCUCUGGGCUCGACCUCCUGGUACAGCGCAGCUCUGAACUCUAAGCUGGGUAUUAUGCUAAGAAUCAUCAAUGGUGAUGAAUAAAUUUCAAGUGUAAGUUCAUGUGGAUAAUGCGUUUUUAGCAAACAACUUUGAAGGUCCUCCAAGAAAUAUAAAAGUAAAAUGAAAAUUACACAUUGACUGUACAAAUAAACAACUUGCUUAUUUGCAGCUAUGCUGUUGUUUUAUGCAUUUAAACACUGCCCAGAUUGCAUACAUAAGAGUUAUUAGUUUUGACAUAAUCUACACAGUAACAUCUGAUGCUCAGAGACAAUAAAAUCUCAAGGAUUGAGACAUGUGAGAAGAAAGAGCAGAAAAAGGGGAUGUUGGAAGGCACUUCACCAUGUGGAAGACGGGAACUCUUGCCAAAGUAGCUGAAACUGACCAAAAACAAAAGGUAAAAUGCACAGAGAUAAACUGCUAGUCCCAUAGAAGUCACAUUACAUUACUUAAUUUUCUUUGGAACCUACUAAGUAGUGCUUAUAUUCUCUCAGUUUGAACAAUCUGUUGGCGUGGCGAGACUGUCAAGCAACAGCUGUACUGAUUCCAAGAAAGUUUUCUUGUCCCACUUCAUUAUACUGUCACACAUGACUCAGCACAGCUUGUAAUUCUCCUGUUGAGAAAAUGGCUGAUCUGACCCUCUGGGCUGGGGGUCAGUCAGAUGUUGGAGGAUGCAUUAGAUAGUUAAGACAAAACCCCCAAAUCAGUUUAAUUUGAUCUAAACGUGACAAUUCAGGAUCUUCUUUGGCACAAGUUGGGUUGAUAUCCAUCACUUGUACUUACAGUUUCAGCUGAUGAUACUAAAGUUUUCCAGAAAAGUCCUCAAAAGACUUUUCCAACUUGUGUAAAUCUAUCAGUCUCCUUACAUAUUCAUUGUGUUCGGCAAAACUGACUCAAAUAGAUCAUUUCAAAGCUCCAAAUUAAAGUUUCUUAGAAACCAGUGCUUUUGUUUGCUUUUAAUUUUAAAACAGGGUGAAAAUGCCUUUCCUUCCUGAAAAUGACUCAACUAAAUACUUCCAAAAGGGAAUUCCCAGCUUAAAUAACUAACCCAAAGCAGGACAUGGCUGUGUUAUCAAAUAACUUAUAACGCUGCUAUGAUGAGGCACAUGCGCAAUCAUCAUUUCCCUCAUCCAGCGCCAACUGAGCUCAGACUUAAAACCUCCUGCAUCUGCAGAGGGAUCAUCAGUUUAUAGGAGAGCAGGAAGCUGAGCUUUGUGGGAGCUGUCUGUUUACCCUGGAAACCUGUUAUGUCAGGAAAUGCCGAUUAUGAAUCCAGACUUUUUCCAGUGUUUUUUUCCCCCAAGGCUCUCACUCUGAUGAAAAUGUGGAAACCGGAUCUUGAAAAUCAGUAAUGUCACCAUGCGCUAAUCGGAAACCCAGACUUAAAAGGGGAUGUGUGGGACACGCAGUUGGUAGAGUUUGAAAAUAAAGUCCAGCUAAAAUAUGCAUGCAGUCUGGAUAUUCCUCCUAUUCACCAAAGAGGGAUUUUCUCUUGCACAGAAGAUUAAAGAUGGAGGUGCAGGACCUAAAGGAAGCAGACCCCCUGAGCAGUCGAGGAACAACCGUCACUGUGGGACCUGGGUUCGGAAAUCAGAUGGUGGAAGCUUCAGCUCCCCAAACUACCCAAAUACAUACCCUCCAAACAAGGAGUGCCUUUAUGUACUGGAAGCCCUGCCCCGUCAGAGGAUAGAGUUGCAGUUCAGCAAAAUCUUCCAAAUCGAAGCGUCUUUUGAGUGUCGGUUCGACCACAUCGAGGUGAGGGAUGGUCCCUUCAGCUUCUCAACACUCAUCAAUCGUUACUGCGGCACAGCCAAUCCCGGCCGGAUCCUCUCCAGCGGGCGCUUCAUGUGGAUCCGGUUCUACAGUGAUGAUGAGCUUGAGGGGAAAGGAUUCCAGGUCCAGUAUACGUUUACUGCAGAUCCUGAAUUUCAUCUCCAUGUAGGAGGACUUUUAAACCCCAUCCCAGAUUGUCAGUAUGAGCUAACUGGGUUUGACGGCGUGAUCCGCUCCCACCAGGUUGAGGAGGAGAACAAAGUGAAGCUGGACCAGGCAGUGGACUGCAUCUGGACCAUACAAGCCCCAAUGAAGAGCAGGAUUUACCUGAAAUUCUUGGAAUAUCAGAUGGAAAACUCUAAUGAAUGUAAGAAGAAUUUUGUGGCUGUUUAUGAUGGCAGUAGUGCCAUUGAGGACCUCAAGGCCAAGUUUUGUAGUACAGUUGCUAAUGACCUCAUGCUGGAGACUGGUUUCGGAGUGGUGAGGAUGUGGGCGGAUGAGACAAGCCGUCUAAGCCGCUUCAAGAUCCUGUUCACAGUUUUCUCUGACCCUCCCUGUAUUGGCGGUGCGUUCUUUUGCCACAGCAACAUGUGCAUCAACAACUCUCUGGUGUGCAACGGUGUACAAAACUGUGUCUUCCCCUGGGAUGAAAACAACUGCCUAGAGAAAAAGAGCAAAGUUGCUUUCCUUCAAAUCACAAAGACUCAGGGAACAAUCAUCUGCAUUUCCACCGGGGUAGUGAUGUUACUCCUCAUUUUCUCCAUAAUGGUGCAAGUCAAACAACCACGUAAAAAGGUAGUGAUACGUAAGAAAAAACUGUUCCAACAUCCUCACCUCCAGAAGAUGUUUGACCCCCAGCACUACGAGCUGUUUUCUAUUAGAGACAAGGAGAUGUCUGGAGACUUGAGGAAUCUUUCAGAGGAACUUCUGUCCCUGCAGGCGCUGAGGAGAUCUUCAUCAGGCUCUCGUUGUGUUCACGAACAUCACUGCGGUUCGCAGGGAUCUAUCAAUUCCAUCAAACCCAGCCACAGUUCAAAUGUCUUGAGGAAGACGUCCUUGGAGCUCGCCCCGUUCAGAAGGGACACCCAGACCGCUGCGCCUCCUUUCAGGGGCAUAAACAACAGCUCGCGGAAGAAGAGCUGGCCCAGUUUAAAACAGAGUCAAAUGCAGAGCCACCCUGCUAUCAGGGAUCGGGUGCUGUGGCAGCAGGACAGAGUUAUGGAAGAAGAUGACGAGGAAGAGGAGGAGGAGGGGAGGUAUGAUCUGUAUGUCAGAAGAGCAGGAAGCCGAAGGGGAAAAUAUGACAUGACUCAACAAAGAUCUCAUUCCAUGGACUUUUAACAUGAGAAACAAAGGUCAGAGCAUUACAAAUUACAGGGAUUCAGAGACAAUUUUGUGCUGAUGUGAAUAAAACAUGAAGAUAAAAGCAGAUACAGCUUGUUUGCCAUUGUACUUGUCUUAUUUCAUUAAGGUUACGGCACAGUGUUUGGGUAAAGGGCAUGUUAAAGUGAAACUUACAGACUAAGGGACUGCCGAAUCUUUCUGGAAGCGGAAACAGUCAGUGACUGUUUGUGGUGUGUUGUGUCUUUCUGCCCAGCCAGAGGUCAACCACAAACGGUCACCUUUGAAAAAUAUUUUUUGUAUUUGUAAUGUGCAUGCUUAAUCAUGGAAAUGGUGCGCCCAUAUAAUAUGGAUUGAAUAACCUCUGUCAGAAUAUAUUGCUGUUUGGUGGCUUCCCAAUUUGAUUUUGAAUCAAAGCACUAUUUGUGUUGUUUUUUAAGAUUUUUUUGCAUUUAAUUUAACGUUCCACAUUUUCUUAAAGUUUAGACUUGUUAGACUGGAAUAUUAAAACUGAACAGGUUUUAGGAUUUAUAAAACCUUUAUGUGAAAACACUAAACAGAGCAUUUUCAAUGGUUUUAUGGGAUUAGAAUAUUUUUAAAGUGACUCAAGCAUAAAACGUACAGGAUAUAGAUCUGUGAAGCCUAGAUUGGAUUAUUCUAAAGUGAUUAUAGAUGCUUUUGUAUAGACCUUAUGACUUGUAAAACCCUUGUGUGAAAAAUUGAGGAUUCUUAGUUUUCACACAUUGAGAUGCUUUCUAUUUCUCUUUUUUGACAAGUGUGUUUAGGAUGCUGAAAUGCUUCAACAUAAAGUGUAAUUUUAAUGGA